Molecule: messenger RNA, 150 nt
Organism: Cetraspora pellucida
Lineage: Eukaryota; Fungi; Glomeromycota; Glomeromycetes; Diversisporales; Gigasporaceae
Source: the annotation of a GenBank genome assembly
AUGUUUUCGUUUAACAAGUUAAAAGUUGCCGUGGCAUUUUCGGAUUUGCUACACGAAUCGUUGAACAAACCAAAAGUGCUUAGCAAUAUUCUCCGAUCUAUUUCUACGAAUCGUGAAAUUAAUCGGAAAUAUUCUGCAUCGGAAGUAUGA